AUGCAGCGAGAGGCUAAAGCUCUCUUGAAAAGUUUAUGGGGCCACAAAAUGGAGAUGGAGUAAAAAGUAAUUAAGCAGCUUUUUAGCACUAUGUAGCCCAGUCAAAGUCCCACAGAUAGUCAGUUUGAUCAGAGAAAUGAAGACUCAGAAAUAAGCUAAAAAGAUAAUGAAUAAAUUCAUAAUGAAACUAGACAAACUUAAACAUAGUCCUAUUAGUAAACUUAGAGUGGUUACACGUAAUAUUAAUAUACCUAAAAAAAUACCAAUGGUAAUGGCUAUGCUAAUGGAUAUGGUGGAAACAAUAAUAAAAAUGGCUAUUAAAAAAAUAAUGGCUAUCAUAACAAUACUAACAAUGGUAAUUAAAAUGGGGGUGGUAGAAUAUAGUAUAAUAGAAAUUAGAAAUUUCAAUAAAAAUAAAACAUUUAAUAGCAAAAGUCUGGCCUUUAAUUGAGAUAAAUACCAAGGCAAAUCAGCAUCGAUACUUCAGUUGCCAAUAUAGAUAUGUCAAAGCUAUAAAUAUGGUCCUGGAAUGUAAAUGGAAUAAGAGCAAUAUUAAAGAAAAAUCGAGUUUAGGAAUUCUUUGAAUCUGCAAACCCAACUAUCCUAUGUGUUUAGGAAUCUAAAAUAGAUGAAGAAAGAAUGGCUGGAGAGAAGAUCAAGGAUAAAUUCCCAGCUGAUUAUUAUUAAUACUGGAAUUGUUGCAAGCCACCAAUAAAGGGAUAUGCAGGCACAAUUGUCUUUUCAAAAAUUAAACCUAUAAGCGUCGUCUAUGAUAUCGGUGUACACAAACAUGACAAAGAAGGUAGAACUAUCACUCUUGAAUUUGAGAAAUUCUACUUGGUUGGAGUCUACGUACCGAAUUCUGGUGCCACUCUUAAAUGGCAUGAUUAUAGAUGCAACGAGUGGGACUUAGAUUUCAGAGCUUAUCUUAAAGAUUUAGAAAGAAGAGGGAAGCCAGUGAUAGUUUGUGGUGAUAUGAAUGUUGCGCACCAAGAAAUCGAUAUCUUUGAUCCUAAAAGAAACGAAAAAAUGGCUUGCUUCACCCCAGAAGAGAGAUAGAGCUUCUCAAAUUUUACAAAAAUGGGAUUCGUUGAUACUUUUAGGGAGCUUUAUCCUGGUAAAAUAAAGUAUAGCUUCUGGGAUAUCAGAGAUAAGAGCAGAAAAGAAAAUAAAGGAUGGCGCUUAGAUUAUUUCUUAGUAAGCAAACCUAUUAAACAUACUGUCAUUGAAGCUGAAAUCCAUAAUGAGUAUUGGGGUAGUGACCAUUGUCCUGUUAGUUUGACAAUUGAUACUUCUUAAAUUGAUCUUAAAGAAUUUAAUGAAUACUAGAAGCUAGGACAAUCUUAAGACGAUGACAAAGAUGAACUUGAUAUGGAAGAUCCAUUAAAUGAGGAGCGUAAAAGUGAUCUUGAGGAUGACUAAUAAGCAGAUGACUAUUAAUAUCACUAUGAUGAAGGAGAUAUUGAUGAUAUUGACCAUAAAAAUAUUGGCAGUAUUGGAGAUGAGGAUGGAGCUGACUCAGAUGAUGUUGCUGAAAACCCAGAAGAGAUGCAGCAAGAUGAGUAUAAUUAAGAUAGCAAUACAAAAUGA
Messenger RNA from Stylonychia lemnae, 1590 nucleotides. The record is from the annotation of a GenBank genome assembly. Lineage: Eukaryota; Ciliophora; Spirotrichea; Sporadotrichida; Oxytrichidae.